Exophiala spinifera is the source of this 1749-nucleotide messenger RNA. RefSeq lists its product as uncharacterized. NCBI's taxonomy places the organism in Eukaryota, Fungi, Ascomycota, Eurotiomycetes, Chaetothyriales, Herpotrichiellaceae. Gene Ontology annotation, biological process: carboxylic acid metabolic process. The transcript has a single exon. The record is from RefSeq and is a predicted model, not a curated record. Gene Ontology annotation, cellular component: cytoplasm. Bases 1 to 1749 code for a protein of 582 amino acids. Gene Ontology annotation, molecular function: carboxy-lyase activity; pyridoxal phosphate binding.
AUGUCGGACCACAAUCAACGUUUAAAACAAGUCAGCAGCCAGCAUGAGAUCAACGGAUACAAGUCUCAAGCCACCAACGGAUCCAGCAAAAAUUUCCAAAACGGGACGGUAACACCGUCCAGAGCAUCCGAACUAAAACGGCUCCUCAAUGCCACCUUGGAACAACUAAUUCCUUUCCUUCAACGAGCCGACGACGAGGUGCAGGCUCAUCAGCUCCAUCAACCCACAGACACCACUUCGCUCGUCGAAAGUCACCCACCGUCCGAACUACGGUCGAUCCUGUCACGAGAUGGGACGCUUUCACUCCCCGACGACGGCACGGGCCAGACGGGACUGCUCGACUCUCUAGCAUCGAUCCUGAAGUACAGCGUCAACACGUCCGCCCCGGGAUUUCUGGACAAACUCUACGCUGCACCGUUGCCGCCCGGCAUCGCCGCGGACUUGAUCCUGAGUGUCCUCAACACGAACCUGCACGUUUACCAAGUCUCUCCUGUCCUCUCGCUGAUCGAAACGCACGUCGCCAAAGCACUGGCGUCGUUGUUCGGCUUCACGGGCCCCACGGCCGGAGGGAUCAAUGUCCAGGGUGGAAGCGCGAGUAAUCUGACCAGCAUCGUGAUCGCGCGGAACUCGCUGUACCCCGAGACGAAGACGCUGGGCAACCACGCGGGCGGGCUGCGCCUCGUCAUGUUCACUUCCGAGCACGGGCAUUACAGCAUCGAGAAGGCGGCGCAGCAAUGCGGCUUUGGCACCGAGAGCGUCGUCUCGGUGCCCGUCGACCCCGUCACGGGCACAAUGGACCCGGUCAUGCUCGAGUCGUUGAUUGUGCGCGAGAAGGAAGUCAACGGAACCACCCCCUUUUACGUCAACGCCACCGCCGGAAGCACGGUUCUGGGUUCGUUCGACCCUUUCAUAGAGAUUUCGCGUGUCGCGAGGAAGUACGGGCUGUGGAUGCACAUUGACGGCGCCUGGGGUGGAAGCUUUGUCUUUUCCGAGACGCUGCGCGAAAGGUCGUUGCGAGGGUGCGAGCUGGCCGAUAGUAUCGCGACCAACCCGCACAAGAUGCUCGGUGUGCCCGUCACUUGCAGUUUCCUCUUACUCAAGGACCUGAGGAACGCUCACAGGUCCAAUACCCUGCGGGCGGGGUACCUGUUCCACGAUGAGGAGGAGGACAACACCAAUGGUGAUGGCUCUCGCAGCACAGACGGUGCUGAAGGUGAGGAAGAUGGGGCGUGGACGCCACCGGAGGAUCUCGCCGAUCUCACGCUCCAGUGUGGCCGACGAGGCGACAGUCUGAAACUCUUCCUCGCGUGGCAGUACUAUGGUACACUGGGAUACCGCACCAAGAUCGAGAACGCAUAUUCCGUCGCGUGCCACAUGGUGCAGCUUGUCGAGGCGCAUCCUGACCUGGUGCUCGUGAGCACGAAUCCGCCGCCAUGUCUGCAGGUGUGCUUUUAUUAUGCUCCAGGAGGGAAGAUGACGUUCGACCUGGAAGGUCAAGUGCAGGCCCGUGGUAGUGACCGCAUCCAAGUCGGCAAACGGAACUCGGCCAUCACCAGCCGGAUCACGCAGAGGCUGGUAUCUCGCGGGUUCAUGAUCGAUUUUGCUCCUGCGCUGAGCAACGCAGUCGAGAAGGGGUCUUUCUUCCGUGGCGUUGUGAAUAUUUCGACCACGAAAGGAACAGUCGAAAGACUGGUCGAAGAACUUGUCAGGGUAGGCAAGGAUGUUACGGAGGAGAGAAGACGGAAGUGA